Molecule: messenger RNA, 2909 nt
Organism: Trichomycterus rosablanca
Lineage: Eukaryota; Metazoa; Chordata; Actinopteri; Siluriformes; Trichomycteridae
Gene: jph3a
Product: junctophilin 3a
Exons: 5
Coding region: 1-2667 (888 amino acids)
Biological process (GO): regulation of synaptic plasticity
Cellular component (GO): endoplasmic reticulum membrane; plasma membrane; junctional membrane complex
Source: RefSeq, a predicted model, not a curated record
AUGUCCACUGGAGGCAGGUUUGACUUUGAUGAUGGGGGGUCGUACUGUGGAGGGUGGGAACAGGGCAAGGCUCAUGGCCGAGGGGUCUGCACAGGCCCCCAGGGCCAGGGGGAAUAUGCAGGGGCCUGGAGCCAUGGAUUUGAGGUUCUUGGAGUGUAUACCUGGCCCAGUGGGAACAGUUAUAAAGGGACCUGGGCGCAAGGUAAGCGGCAUGGCAUUGGCGUGGAGACCAAAGGCAGGUGGGAGUACAAGGGGGAGUGGACACAAGGGUUCAAGGGCCGCUACGGGAGGCUGGAAAGCACCAGCAGUGGAGCUCGGUAUGAAGGCACCUGGAGUAAUGGUUUACAGGAUGGAUAUGGGUCAGAGACCUACUCUGAUGGAGGUUCUUACCAGGGACAGUGGUUGAGUGGCAUGCGACACGGCUAUGGUGUGCGCCAGAGUGUGCCUUAUGGCAUGGCCGCUGUCAUCUUUUCCCCUCUGCGUACCUCUAUAAACUCGCUGCGCUCUGAACCUAGUGAGGGUGCUCCAACACCUAAUGAUGGCUCCGCUGUAAGUGGAAUAGCAGGGAGCCCAUUGGGCCGUGGAGGAUUCGUGCUCUGCGCCCAAAGUGAUACAGACAGGCAGCGGAAAAGAAAGGGCCGAUUCCGGCAGUCCAUCCUCAGUGGACUAAAGCUACGCCGUUCUGAGUCCAAGAGCUCUCUGGCCAGUCAGCUAAGCAAGCAGAGUUCAUUUUGCAGCGAGGCGGGCAUGAGCACAGUCAGCUCUGCAGCAUCUGACAUCAACUCCAAUGUCAGCCUUGGUGAUGGGGAGACAGGAGCCAAUGUGGAUGCCACAGUUACUGAAACAUACGUGGGGGAAUGGAGAAAUGACAUGCGUACAGGUUGGGGUGUCAGUCAUCGCUCAGAUGGACUGCGCUACGAGGGCGAGUGGUUUGGGAACAAGCGGCAUGGUUAUGGCUGCACCACCUUUCCUGAUGGGACAAAGGAAGAAGGCAAAUACAAGCAGAACGUUUUGGUGAGUGGCAAAAGGAAGAACCUAAUUCCACUGCGCACCAGCAAAAUUCGGGAGAAGGUGGACCGUGCUGUGGAAGCUGCUGAGAAGGCUGCAGAAAAUGCAAAACAGAAGGCUGAAAUUGCAUUGUCAAGGACAAGUCAUGCCCGAGGAAAAGCUGAGGCAGCUGAGGGAGUUGCACAAAGGGCUCUGGAAGAAUGUCGUCUGGCCCGGAUUAUUGCCAAAGAACUCUCCCCGUCCUUUCAUCAUUAUGGAAAUGGACUGGAGUGCCAAAGACCAAAACGUCAGGACAGGAAAGAAAAAGAUAUAGAAGUCAUCUCGACUGGGACAGAUAGCCCUGAACUCUGUACGCCAGGCACAACUCCUCCAGCCCAUACCCCAGACCUGAGUCCUGCCCUGAGCAACCCCCCUUCACCUCCAUGUACCCCAUCAUCUCAUCGAGCCAGAAGUACCUGCUUUAUGCGUCAAAGUGCUGUAGACGAACAAGGAGGGGCAGAGAUUCAGGUUCUGGUUGAAGGAAGAGGUAUAGAUAACGGAAGAGAAGGAGCCCAUAGCUGGACUGCUGACAUGUAUCCCAACCGCCGUGGAAGCAAGGGGGACAGUAGCCGCUCUACCACACCAUCCCUCCUGGAGGAGGACAUUGGUCACAUGAAUGGGCAUGAGGAAAACUCCACGACUCAUCACUCAUGGGAGAAUGGUUCUUCCAAUCACAAGCCUGUUGAUCACAUCUCCUCAGAUAAGGCAUGGGAACACAUGUCCUCUAAUCAAAAGUCCUGGAAGCAUGCAUCAUCCAAUCACAAGUCCAGAGAAUACACAAUCUCCAAACAAAGAGAAUGGGAGCAUAUUCCAUCAAGUCACAACUCUGUGGACCACAACUCUUCCAAGAUUAAACCACAGGUGCACACAUAUUCCAAUCACAAGAUCUCGGGCCAUAGCUUGUCCAAUCACAAAACUCAUGAGCAUUCGUCUUCUAAUCACAAGCCCAAGGAGUAUAUCUCCACCCAUGCAAAAUCACAAGAUCAUGUGUCCUCCCACUACAAUGCUCGAGAGCAUGUAUCUUCCUAUCGCAAAUCACACGAGCAUGUCCACUUCAAUAGCAAACCAAGCCACUCCUUUACCAAUCACACAGCCUGUGAAUCAAGCUUGAAUGACUGCCAGCAACCGGAUCGUGGAUCCAAGAGCUCCACUUUGUCUUGGACUGUUGAGAACUCUUCCCAAUGGAUGCCCUGCCACUCACAGCUGCCAGAGAAAGAGAAAGAAAAGCUGGAUGACUAUCGUGUGGAAAUGAGGUUUCAGCCCCUGGACUCAAUUUCCCAGCAGCAGUUUGGCGUGGAAUGUCUCCAAGGGCAAAAUUUGCAGACACUGCGACAGCGGAACCACGAAGGCAAGGACUGGAGCCUAACACAAAGGGAAGGGUCCAUGGACUCUGUGCAGAUGCUGGACAGCCUGAAUGUUGGGGUGGAUUUGGAGGAGUGGCCAUUGCACAGGGAUGUCACCCUUUCGCCCCCUUCAAUGUCCUCUCCAAUUACACUGGAAAAUGAAGGAGAGCAUCUGAACCUGGUCAAAGCAAACUCAGGCUCCAGCUCUGUCCUGGUGGUCAUGGUGAUUUUACUUAACAUUGGUGUAGCCAUUUUGUUCAUUCAUUUCUUUAUUUAAACUCAAUGGCCUAGAGAAUGUUAUUAACAGCACUUACUAUUAUAAAAAAGUAAGAUAUGCACAUGCUGCACACUUAGCACCACUACUUUAUGUAAGGAACCCUGACUUACGUUAGUCAAGCCCAUGUACAUCAGAUGACUCCAUGUAAAUUGUAAGUUUAGUUUGUGGUUCCAUUUACUAUAUAUUUACAUUAUUAUCCAUUAGGUACUGUAUCUUUGCUUAAUUUUUACCUCAUUCAUAAA